GGCUCCACAGUGCGCAUGCGCAGAAGCACCGCGGAACCUUACACGCACUGGCAUCCUUUUUACUGGUGAAAGAGGAGUUUAAAGCUGUCACGAAGGUAUCACAAUGAAGCGCAUGCUGACUCCCCUGAGCCGCUGGGCCACGCCCACCCUGAGCCGUGCCUCUUACUCCGGCAUGCGCUCGUCCUCCACGGCGGCAUCUUACACCAAACGUGAAGAGAGACCGCUCUCAUCGGAGGAGGUGUUUACACGAGAGGAGCGAUAUGGAGCUCACAACUACCACCCACUGCCCGUCGCCCUGCACAGAGGAGAAGGAAUUCACGUGUGGGACGUUGAGGGCCGCCGGUAUUUUGACUUCCUGAGUGCGUACAGCGCCGUGAAUCAGGGUCACUGCCACCCGAAAAUCGUUUCAGCUCUGAUCGAACAGGCCUCCAAACUCACGCUGACCUCCAGAGCUUUCUACAACGACGUGCUGGGAGAAUACGAGGAGUUCAUCACCUCUCUGUUCAGAUACAACAAAGUCCUGCCCAUGAACACAGGUGUUGAAAGCGGCGAGACGGCGUGUAAACUGGCACGCAAGUGGGCUUACAGCGUGAAAGGCGUUCCUCAGAACCAGGCCAAGAUCAUCUUCGCUGAGGGGAAUUUCUGGGGUCGUACCUUGGCGGCCAUUUCCAGCUCCACCGACCCCAGCAGCUACGAGGGGUUUGGACCCUUCAUGCCUGGGUUUGAGCUCGUGCCCUACAACGACAUCCCGGCUCUGGAGAAAGCUCUUCAGGACCCUAAUGUUGCUGCAUUCAUGAUGGAGCCCAUCCAAGGGGAAGCAGGUGUUGUGGUACCUGAUCCAGGCUACCUGUGCAAAGUGCGUGAGCUGUGCACCAAAAACAACGUUCUGUUUAUCGCAGACGAAGUACAGACAGGUUUGGCUCGUACAGGACGCAGGUUGGCUGUAGACCAUGAGAAUGUGAGGCCGGACCUACUGUUGCUGGGGAAAGCUCUGUCUGGAGGGCUGUAUCCUGUGUCUGCAGUGCUGUGUGAUGAUGAGGUGAUGUUGACGAUUAAACCAGGUGAACACGGCUCCACCUACGGAGGAAACCCCCUCGCAUGCAGAGUCGGCAUCGCCGCCCUUCAGGUCAUGGAGGAGGAGAAGCUGGCAGAGAACGCAGAAAAAAUGGGGAAGAUUUUGAGGGCGGAGCUUAACAAGUUGCCCAAAGAGAUUGUAACAGUGGUGCGAGGGAAAGGCCUCCUCAACGCCAUUGUCAUCAAGGAGACUAAAGAUUAUGACGCCUGGCGAGUGUGUUUGCGUCUCCGUGACAGCGGUCUAUUAGCCAAGCCCACUCACGGUCACAUCAUCAGGUUGGCCCCGCCCCUCAUCAUCAAGGAAGACGAGAUCAGGGAGUGUGCAGAAAUCAUCCAGAGAACCAUCUUGUCCUUUUAACAAGCUCCUGAUCAUCAAUAAUAAUUACAUUUUAAUCCAAAACUCCUGAGGACAGAUAAAUAAAUACCAGACGAGUGUUUUUAAGUUAAUACAUUUAUCACAAGAUGUAAUGAAGUGACACGUAGGAAUGUAAAAGUGAGGCUGUUUAUUUUAGGCUAAGCCUAGUUCUAGCCUCAGACCUUUUAAAUUAGAAAUGGACUUGUUUAGUCUAGGACUAAUAUAGAGAAAAAACUUUUCCCAACUUUUCUUUUGUUUUAUUGAACAUUAUGAUUAAUUAGCCUAGCUCGUAGUAGCAGGUACUUGAAGGGUUCUGUGUAGACUGUGUGUGUGUGUGUGUUGUGUGCGUGUGUGUAUGUUGCUCAUACACCUGACUCAGGUGUUAUAAUAGGCUAACGUAGCUAACAACGAAUGCAAGUCUUUGACCACCAGUUUAGCCUCCUGAGUGAACGUGUGCGAUUUAGACAUGCAGAUUUAGCACAUGAGGCUAAACUGGUGGCUGUAAGCUCAUAUUACUUAGCUUGUAGCUCUAAAGCUUCAAACGCACGUGUUAGCAUUUGCAGAAACGCAUCAUGUCAUUUCACAUUUAACAAAUUGCCUUGAAAGGAUUCAUCUGAAAAUAUACUCUAUGUUCCUGAACACAUACGAAGCUAAAGUCUAGACGAAAUAAACGAUGGGUUUUGCACCGAACUUUGGAAGAACCGUAUUGAAUGUAAUUUGUUACAAACAUAAAACUGACCAUUCUGGAGCAAAAUUCUGUGAAAAAGAAAACUCGAGUCAGCUGUAAAACAUCCCACAUAUUGAUUAGCGAUUUAUCUGCUUGGUAUGAUCACAUCCACACAAUUCUGAUAAGCCUGAUAAGGAUUUUAAAUAAUCAGUGUUCCUUUAUAACCUCUGUUAUAACGAGUUAAAGAAAUGUACACUAAAUUCUCCUUUAGCCCAAAUUUACUCGAACAUCCAACAAGGCUUCUGAUAACAAGCGCCAGAAGCUAAUAGCUACCAUUUUAGCACAUAGCUGAAGACAGCUUCAUUAUUGAAGUAUUUUUGUCAUAGAACAAUAUUUCUUGGAACCAAUCAUCGGUGUGCAUCUCUGGCUCCUCCCACUCCGAAGUGAAAAGUCUUUCUAGACCAGCGUGUCUUUGUAUCCAUAUAUGGACUAGUGGGCGUGCCUUUGAAUCCAUAUAUGGACAGUUUUGGAACAUUAAGAGUUCUCUGUGUAAAAGGUGGAGCCUUCUUUCCAUGAAGGGCAGAGCCAUUGGAGUUCCUUCUGAAGAGGGCGGAGUCUUAAUACUUCUCCCUAGUAGAAGGCGGGGUUCUGAAUGUGAAGGGUGGAGACUUUGUAGUUCUCUCUGUGGAGGACGGAGUCUUAGAGAAUUGUGGUAUGUGCUCAUGAUCACAGACUCCAAGACAUGCCUACAUUCCCAUUUAUGGCAUUAAAGGCAUUUUAGUGUGAGCUUUUCUCAUUUGCAUAUUAUUGCCUCUUGACACGCCCAUAUUUCAAGAUCUAAAUUACACCAUGGCUGCAUUGCUGAAGAGAACCUUUUGUGGGUGGAAAUCAACUUGAAGUCAAUGUUUACAUGUCUAUGGAGUGGGCGGAGUCAGUCACAGACGCACACUGAUGACAUAAGAAGGUGUGAUUAAUAAAAAUAAACGUUCCAGUUGUCCCAGUUUCACACUGCUGGAGUUGAUGGAAGAGGUGGACCGUGUACGUUGACAUUUUCGAGAAAUGAGCCACAAUUUGAAAGUUUUAUGAUGAAAAUGUGACACGCGUCACCUGUGUGUGUGUUUGUUUGUGUCCAAAUGAAAGUUCUUUACCUUUUGAAUAUUGUAAUGAAGAGUGUGAAGUGUGCACAGAAUGUUGAAGAUAAAACCAGGUUAAAGCUGUAUAAUUACUGAAAUAAAGCAGAUUUGAGCAGUAA
This is a messenger RNA of Tachysurus vachellii, 3348 nucleotides long. RefSeq names its product ornithine aminotransferase (gene oat). The transcript is spliced from 10 exons. NCBI's taxonomy places the organism in Eukaryota, Metazoa, Chordata, Actinopteri, Siluriformes, Bagridae. Gene Ontology annotation, cellular component: cytoplasm. The coding region runs from base 104 to 1432 and encodes 442 amino acids. The record is from RefSeq and is a predicted model, not a curated record. Gene Ontology annotation, molecular function: identical protein binding; pyridoxal phosphate binding; L-ornithine transaminase activity.